This is a messenger RNA of Lingula anatina, 2959 nucleotides long. Its product is annotated as aminopeptidase B. Gene Ontology annotation, biological process: proteolysis. The record is from RefSeq and is a predicted model, not a curated record. Gene Ontology annotation, molecular function: metalloaminopeptidase activity; zinc ion binding. NCBI's taxonomy places the organism in Eukaryota, Metazoa, Brachiopoda, Lingulata, Lingulida, Lingulidae.
UCGGGGGAGUGAUGGUCAUUUGAUUUUACCGGGAGUUAGAAAUAUAGUUAUUUGUAUAUACUGUAAAUAAUAAUAAUCUACAAAUAACCUAGCAGAAAUACGGAAACCAUGGUCCUCCACUCCGAUUUAGCGACAGAUGUAUCAACAGCAUCAAAUUUCCGUGAUGUGAAGGUAGAAAUGUUUCAUCUGAAUAUGAAAGUGGACUUUGACAAGCGGUGCAUCGUUUCCAGAGCAGACCUCGAUGUUAUCGUAGUGAAGCCUACUGAUAAAGUAACACUUGAUGUCCACCAAACCCUCACUGUUCAUAAAGUGGUGAAAGAAGAAGUUGAUGGUGGAAAUGCAGAACAACUAGAGUUUGAGAUCAAACCAUUUGCAGAUUAUGGCACAGCUCUUGAGAUAAAGUUUCCAGAAACUUAUGAAGGUGGCAAGAAAUUUGUUUUGAAGAUUGACUAUGUAUCAACAGGUGGCCCUGGAGUGUGUUGGCUGGAUCCAGCCCAAACUGCAGGCAAGGUGAAGCCAUACAUGUACACUCAAGGUCAGGCCUCAUGCAACAGGUCAUUCUUUCCUUGCCAGGACACUCCUGCUGUCAAAUGUCCAUAUUCAGCCACUGUCAAGGUGCCAAAGGGUUUCACUGCAGUAAUGAGUGCCAGUGAGUCCAGAAAGGAGGCUACAGGAGAAGAUGACCAUGAGACAUUUUUCUUCAGUCUCCAGCAGCCAGUCCAGUCCUACCUUGUUGCUCUGGCUGUGGGUGACCUGGCCAGUGCUGAGAUUGGACCGCGUAGUCGUGUGUGGACAGAGCCCUCUAUGCUGGAAAAAGCAAAAAAUGAGUUUGAUGGAGAAGUGGAAAUUUUUCUCAGCAAAGGGGAGGAGUUGUUUGGACCAUAUCAGUGGGGAAGAUAUGACCUGCUUGUUAUGCCGCCAUCUUUCCCAUAUGGAGGAAUGGAGAACCCUUGCCUAACAUUUGUAACCCCCUGUUUACUAGUUGGAGACAAAUCACUGACUGAUGUUGUCAUUCAUGAGAUAUCCCACAGUUGGUUUGGAAAUCUUGUUACCAAUGCCAAUUGGGGAGAGUUCUGGUUGAAUGAGGGUUUCACCAUGUUUGCUCAGAGGAGGAUUAUGGAGGAAUUGCCAGGUCUGGGGAAAGCUUACACCUGUCUUGAAGCUACCACAGGGCUGGCGUUGCUACGGCAACACAUGGAUGACACUGGAGAGGACCAUCCACUGAACAAACUGAGGGUGGUCAUAGAACCAGGGGUGGACCCAGACGACACCUACAAUGAGACACCGUAUGAGAAAGGAUACACCUUUGUCUGCUAUCUCCAACAGCUGGCUGGUGGAGUGAAAGAAUUUGAUGAUUUUCUCAAGAAAUAUGUGGAGAAAUUCAAGUUCAAGAGCAUCGUAGCUGAGGAUACAUUAGAUUUCUUUCUAGACUGUUUCCCUAAUCUUAAAGAGCAGCAAGUUGAUAAGAAGCCAGGGUUUGAGUUCAAGGCGACAUGGCUGGAGAAAGCAGGCUGGCCUCCCUAUGUCCCUGAUCUGUCUGCUGGACGUGCCUUGACCACCCCAGCAGAAGAACUGGCCAACUACUGGGCAGGUGAAACCCAGGAAUGUUCUGACAAAGAUCCAUCCAGGUGGAAAACGUAUCAAGUUUUCCACUUUUUAGACAAGAUACUGGAAAAGAGCAAGCUGCCAGAGAACACUCUGAAGAAAAUGGCAGAAACUUACCCUUUCAUUGCCAAUACUCAUAAUGCAGAAGUGAGACUGAGAUGGUCACAGAUCACACUAAAGCAUGAUUACCAGGAGGACUUUCCAAACAUCAGACAGUUCCUACACAGCCAAGGGAAACAGAAGUAUGUCCUUCCAAUCUAUCGUGCAAUGAUGAAAGGGUCUGAAACAGCAAAGAAAAUGGCUCACAGUGUUUUUGAGGAAACAGCAUCGCAACUCCAUAUAAAUGUCAGAAAUUAUGUCAAAAAGAUACUCAAUAUCAGUUAAAGCAUUUGAUUGUAAUAAUAUAUGAAGGGCUUAAGCAGGCUUUAGUUAGUGCUUAUUUCUUUGAUUCUGAAUGCUAUUUAACCAAAAACUCAAUUGAAAACAUUGAAAUAACAUUACUGCACGAGUAAUGCUUGAAUGGCAUGCCCAAUGUAAAAAAUAAGAUAUGCUAUAAGACAGGAGAUAUAUAUAUAUAAACAGUUACAGAAAUUGAAUAUUUUAUUUAAAAAAAACUAAAUUUAAUUAAUUGUCUGUAAGUCCUGUGUAGCUGAAAGGUUUUAAAGAUUCCAUCCAAAUUUUUAAUAAUGAUUCAACAGCUAAAAGAUAAGCUAUUCAAAUUAUCCAUGCUACUUAAAAAUGCAAAUGCAAAGAAAUGUAAUAACUGACUGAUGACUUUAUAUAUAUAGAGAGAGAAGGAGGCAGAUCCGGAGAUAUUUUUUUGACAGUCUUCCCAACUGUCUUUUUUAUCCAUCCUCAAUUUUGACUGUCUUCCCACAAAAAAAUUAGAUGCCCAUCAAUGUAAACUUGAAAAAUUCAGACCAUCUUCCAGAAGACCCAGAAGAUGGCCUCAAUCCGCCCCUAUUUAAAUGAAUGAUCCACAGAUAAACAAAGCUGAAAUGACCAGCUGCAGUUUGUUUGUAUGUGUAUGUACAGCACUUCAUCCUGUUCCCAUUCACUACAAACCUCAGACGAUGGGCGUCUGGUUCCCGUUCAGCAUUAAUUUUGUAAAUUUAGAAAUAAAUUGAAAUAUAAUAUUCGGUCAAUAUCACCUCUGUCUUUACAUUUUUCUGUUGAAAGGGCCGGUUACAAGAUUUCCGUGAAAAGAAGUGACUGAGAAAUUUUCCUACGCCCACAAUAAUAUUUUAAUUUCGUUCAGAAAUAUGCUUAAAUACCAGUUUUACUUCAACAGUAUUGUAAAAGUUGCAAUGACAUUUAAGAUGCUUUAUGGUUUUAAUAAAGGCUGAGAAUUUCA